Messenger RNA from Anopheles stephensi (Asian malaria mosquito), 1623 nucleotides. RefSeq names its product putative ferric-chelate reductase 1 homolog. NCBI's taxonomy places the organism in Eukaryota, Metazoa, Arthropoda, Insecta, Diptera, Culicidae. The transcript is spliced from 7 exons. The record is from RefSeq and is a predicted model, not a curated record. Bases 407 to 1015 code for a protein of 202 amino acids. Gene Ontology annotation, molecular function: transmembrane monodehydroascorbate reductase activity; oxidoreductase activity, acting on metal ions.
ACGGGCGCUGAUAACGAACGUUGGGUGGGAGGCACUCGGUUCCCGUUGCGGCUAUUACUAACGAGACCUCCGGCAGCGUGAGGCUCAGUUUUCAACUAUCCGUUUGGCGCAGCGGGCUGACCACCUGGGCUUGCGAGUGUGUAGUAACGGCGAGGUGAAUCCGUUUCGGCCGGUGGCGUUUGCCAGCAGCAGCAGCAGCAGCAUCGUAACGGAACAGAUUGUGUAGAACAGGCUUCGUGAAACGAUGGCAGAAGGUGCGCAGAAGUGAUCCUUGCAGGCAGGCCGGCCGGCCGGCCAAACCCAAACUGACAGCCGAUGUCAGUGUCUCUGUUGUAUUGCAUCGAGCAAAUGGCACUCGCACGACCACGACCAUCCCUCGGUGCUGAAACGGUUGCACGGUACGUUCAUGGUAAUUGCUUGGGUGUUCUUCAAUUCUCUCGGAAACACCGUUGCAAGAUACUUCCAAAAAACAUGGACCAACAGACAGUACUUCGGUGUGCCGGUGUGGAGCUUUUACCACCGGAUCUACAUGAUGGCCUGCUGGACGCUAACGUGUGCCGCCAUCAUCUGCAUCUUCAUCGAUCUGGAGGGCUUCGAGGCACACGCGCACAGUAUCGUUGGGCUGGUGACGUUCGUCCUGGUGUUCGUGCAGCCCAUCCUCGGCCUUAUGAGACCGGCGCAACAGCAGGCCCAAUCGGCGAUUAGAAUCUUGCACACUUUGCUCGGCCAUGUCGCGUACAUUCUGGCAGUCACGAACAUGUUCCUGGGAGUUGGACUGGAAUCGGCCCACAUAUCCACCACCAUGUACGGGCUGCUCGGUGGUGCAGUCGGUGUUCACGUGCUGGCCCAUAUAGCUUUCAACGUGCUCGAAUAUCUUACCAGGCGGAAGGGUUCCGAGCUGGACGUAAAUAAGGACGCAUCGUUUUCACGCUGGCGAAAAACUACCUUCAUGGUGCAGCUGAUUGCACUGUACGCGUUCAGUAUCGUGAAUGUGGUGUACGUGUGGCGCGAAUAACACACGCUCCGGUGCAACGUUCUGACACAGCUGCUGCUUUCGUGGUUACAUCCCAUUUACAAAAAACCCAACCUUAAAACUGUGAUGAACACAUCUGUCUCAACUUGCUCCACCAUUGCCGGCUGUGUAGGCACCACCAAGUUCAACCACGCACCGCCCUCCUCUCAAACGGUCCAAUUGGUCAUUGGAAGGAUUUGCAAGAUAAGACUGCAAACGAUAAGCAUUCACUAUCGCAGAAAACAUUUAUGCUCCUCGAUUGUUCCUCCAGUACACUGCGGCACUUCUAGUUCUUAUCAAGCCUAUGGUCCGUCUGGCAUUAGCUCAUCGAAGCUCGCUGUUACGGGCAUAAGGUUUUGAUAGUAACACGAUUAGAGCAUUUAAUUGCCUAUCAGGUGAAUUGUGAGAUCCACGAUACCUCACAAUCGCAUAUGCAACAAAGUAAAGUUUUUAAUGGGCACGCAUAUGAUAACGGUGCCUCCACAGCUGUAGGAGAACAAAAGCGAGCCGUUAACAGGGGGUAGAGGGGGUUCGGGGAGGAAAGGAAAGAUAAAUGUGUUUAUAUCUGAUAAGACAGCAUACUUACUAGCAAAAUAAACGACUUCCUUCAA